AUAAUCAUACAUUAUUUCUUCAGAUGUGACUGUAUUUCCUUUGUCUCAUUCUCCUUCAGCUCAUAUGACUGAUCUGAAAUGGUCCUCAUCUGUUCGUCAAGAACUACGUUUUGUAUCAGCUAAUGUUGGAGACAAGGUGACUUUGCAAUGUUUCUAUGAAGGUGAUGGAGCUGCAUGGCUUUUCUGGUACAAACAAACUCUGGGACACAAACCGAAGCUCAUCUCUUCAAAGUAUACGUUCGAUAUAAAAAGCUCUUUUUCUCAUGAAUUCAAGAACAAUCCACGCUUCACUCUGGACACUAAAAACAGUGCAUAUGACUUGAACAUUUCUGAUUUGCAAAUAUCAGACUCAGCUACUUAUUUCUGUGCAACUGGCUCUUCGUUUAACUUUAAAUUUGCAGAAGGGACUAUUAUCCAUGUAAAGGGUUCAGGUUUGAAUGUUCCAGCUUUUAUCCAUCAGUCAGCAUCUGAGACCGUCCAGCCAGGAGGCUCUGUGACUCUGAACUGUACAGUCCACACUGGGACCUGUGAGGGAGAACACAGUGUUUACUGGUUCAAGAACUCUGAAGAAUCUCCACCAGGACUCAUUUACACCCAUGGAGGCAUGAAUGAUCAAUGUGAUAGGAAAACAAAAACACAAACCUGUGUCUACAACCUGCCAAUGAAGAGUCUGAAUCCGUCUCAUGCUGGGACCUACUACUGUGCUGUUGUCUCAUGUGGACACAUACUGUUUGGAGACGGGACCAAGCUGGACUUUGAGGGUGAGGCUGACCUGGUGUAUUUCUUGAGUCCAGCUUUGAUAUUCACCACCAUCCUCAGUGUUUUAUUGGCUUUCACAGUGUGCAUGACCAACAAAGACAGCUGCAAAUCUACAGAGUCCCGGGCAACAUUUCCAACUCCCUCCACAGCCAACCCAAAGGAUUUCCAACACGCAGAAAAAGUCUAUAAUGGCUUCAGUGUCAACCUACACAACAGAUCAGGAAGACUGAAGGAUCCGACCUGGAGUGAAUGUGUGUACAACAGCGUAAAGAAGUAGAACUGGACACGUUACAUAUAUCAUUUUCAGACAGAGAGGAUUUUCUUGGUUUGAGGUGUAAUGUCAAUUAAGCUUAAGGUGUAGAAUUAAUAUGCUUUAUAGAUUCUUUGUCGUCAGCAGACAAUAUUAUCUGUUUUUAUGCUUUGCUAAUAUGCAUACAUGUCGUUUUGCAGGCUAUCUCAUUGGUACU
Molecule: messenger RNA, 1226 nt
Organism: Centropristis striata (black sea bass)
Lineage: Eukaryota; Metazoa; Chordata; Actinopteri; Perciformes; Serranidae
Exons: 4
Coding region: 65-1036 (323 amino acids)
Biological process (GO): response to bacterium
Source: RefSeq, a predicted model, not a curated record